UGCGCCGCGCAGCGCGGCCCCCAGCCGCCGCCGCCUCCGCUGCCCGACGCGAAGAAGCCCAUCGAGCUCGACCUGUCGGCUGUGCAUUCGAAGCGACGCAUGCAGCGCAAGCGGUCGGUGGUGACGGACGAGGCGAGCGCGCAACAGCCGACUGAGGAGACGGACAUGGAAGUGGUGGCGUACAGCACGGCCGAGGAGUACUCGCUGGAGGGCCUGGUGCGCGGUCUGCAGGAGCAGAACCUCUACCACCCGUCGGCCAUGUCCGAAGACGUGCACGACGUGCUGCACGUGGCGGCGCGCUACACGCUGGGCGCCGAGCCGCGCGAGAUCUACCUGUUCCGCGAGGGCACCGUCGUCUUCUGGAACGUUCCCGAGCUGGAGCGGCGCAGCGUGCUCGACUUCCUGCGCCAGUUUGAGGAGGGCAGCUACGACUCGGCCACGGUGGAGGAGGAGUCGGACAGCAUGCCGUACUCCUACACGGAGGUGUUUAACAAAACGCGUCUGGUGAACGGCCGCAUUCUGCUCAACAUGGAGGGCUCCACUGACCUGGAGAAGUACGCCUUCUCCAACGCCAUGGCGCUCUCGGUCAAGCUGGGCAUCUGGGAGUCGGCGCUGGAGACGUACAUCGACAGCAUCAAGCACGUGACCGAGGAGCUGAGGAAGGGCGGCCGGAUCAUCAUGAAGAAGGAGGAGGUGUUGAAGAAGAACGGCGAGCUGUUCGGUCUGCGCCAUCUGAUCAACCUCAGCUCCGACUGUCUGGACACGCCCGACUUUUACUGGGACAAGGACAACCUGGAGAGCCUCUAUCAGAAGACGUGCAACCACCUGAACAUCGCCAAGCGAACCAGGGUGAUGAACGAGAAGCUGAACCACUGCGUGGAGCUGGCCGACCUGCUCACCUCCAACCUGCAAGACCAGCACCAUGUCCGGCUGGAGUGGAUGAUCAUCGCGCUCAUUAUGGUGGAGGUGGGCUUCGAAGUGGUGCACUUCCUCGAGCGGUAUACCUAAGGGGGCCCACCCCGGACGGCGCCUGCGACGCCGGCGGCGGCCCGGAUGGACUCGUCAAGGACGCCCGGACCUCACGACUAUCGAUGCCAAGCUGUGGACCUUCCGCCCAGUGUGCGGAAGAGGGAGGGGGCGGGGGCUGAUGUGCUCGAUGCGUGCGGUCUGAUGAUGGCUCAGUGUGCUGUGCUGUAGCGAAAAGCCGUCUCCGCAUGGCUCCCUUUGAAGGGAGGCGCCGUGGUGGUUGCGAUGUCACGCCCGCCCCUGCCAUUUGAUGAAGGGUGCUGUAUCUAUCCCACUUUUCAUCGAAGCGUAUGUGAUUUCCGUCCUGGACAUAUCAAGCACAGCUUGUGUAUUGCCAGUGCACCCGUCGGGCCGAAUCGUUUGCGUGUCAACUGUGAUAAAUUCAAAGUCGGUUUUGUGAGACCCUGUUAGAGGAACGUUUUCAUCUUUUCCGGAUAUUCGGGAGUCAGACAUAAGCGCAUCGUGCCAGCUGCCGCGGCUCAAAAAGACAUCUCUGAGGAAGAUGGGGAGAUAUAUAGGUUCGGGGUGCCAGAACAUGGUUGAUGCGUGUGCCGUGCUGUCGUUUUCAUGUUCACUGGAGAUCUGUGACGUCAUGUGACGUCACACCAGCUACCCACUGAUGUGCGCACGUGUCCUGCGGACCGGCUGGCAGUCCCGGCAGCCUUCAAACUGUCAGUCGUGUGCCGCCAAUCCGCCGCCGCCUACUGCAGCGACUGGCGAUUGGUUGUGGCCUGACGUCACCCCGACGUCAUCGGGGGCCGGGGGCGGGCCCCUGGCGCUGUGACGGGCUUGGUCAGAGCGGAGUCCGACCGCCCUGCGGGUCACGAUUUAGGGCGUGUCUUGCCGUCGGGCGUGUACACCCGCGAUGUGUGGACAAGCCACGCGCGUGGCGACAUGGCGUGUUUGUGGUGAUCGGGGUGCCUCGUUUUGUUGGGGUCUACAGUUUGAGUCAAGUGCUGAUCUUUAGUCGACACGCCACCCCACGGCCUGUUUUUGUAUGGGUGGCAGUGGGGGGGUGGCAAUACGUUUUCUAGUGAAAUAUCGUCGAAUAAAUCCAGUAUCGAUGUA
Pollicipes pollicipes is the source of this 2094-nucleotide messenger RNA. RefSeq names its product required for meiotic nuclear division protein 1 homolog. Gene Ontology annotation, biological process: positive regulation of mitochondrial translation. Bases 100 to 1008 code for a protein of 302 amino acids. NCBI's taxonomy places the organism in Eukaryota, Metazoa, Arthropoda, Thecostraca, Pollicipedomorpha, Pollicipedidae. The transcript is spliced from 6 exons. The record is from RefSeq and is a predicted model, not a curated record.